Messenger RNA from Varanus komodoensis (Komodo dragon), 2738 nucleotides. RefSeq names its product cytochrome P450 1A1-like. The record is from RefSeq and is a predicted model, not a curated record. Bases 81 to 1604 code for a protein of 507 amino acids. The transcript is spliced from 7 exons. Gene Ontology annotation, molecular function: iron ion binding; oxidoreductase activity, acting on paired donors, with incorporation or reduction of molecular oxygen, reduced flavin or flavoprotein as one donor, and incorporation of one atom of oxygen; steroid 17-alpha-monooxygenase activity. Gene Ontology annotation, biological process: progesterone metabolic process; hormone biosynthetic process. Lineage: Eukaryota; Metazoa; Chordata; Lepidosauria; Squamata; Varanidae.
GGCACACGUGCGGGCGGCGACCGCGAGAGGAGCCACAGCUGCGCCGCGUCCGCGGACCCGAGAUCCUUCCUUCUGUGAAAAUGAAUCUUGCAGCUCCCGAAGCGGUUUCCUUUUCAGAGAUGACCAUUGUCUUAUUUAUGGCAGUAUCCAUUCUAAUGUCUAUAAAAAUGUUACUGAAGAGCAAACAACCACAUCCACCAGGUCCUUGGUCACUGCCAAUUUUGGGGAAUCUCCUCCAACUUGGAGAGCAUCCAUAUCUUUCCUUGGAUCUCAUGAGGAAGAAAUAUGGAGAUGUGUUUCAGAUAAAGUUGGGGAUGGUCCCUGUUGUGGUAGUGAAUGGGCUUAGUGCUGUGAAGCAGGUGCUUCUGAGAGACGGGGAGAAUUUUGCUGGCCGACCCGACAUGCACACAUUCUCUUUUUUUGCUAAUGGGGAGAGCUUGUCGUUUUCUGUGAAGUACGGGGAGAGCUGGAAGCUUCAGAAGAAGAUUGCCAGCAAAGCGUUGAGAUCCCUCUCCAAGUCUGAAGCCACGUCCUCAACUUGCUCUUGCCUUCUGGAAGAGCACGUUUGCUCUGAAGCUUCAGAACUAGUGAAAACCCUUGUGGAGCUUUCCAAGAGUGGGAGCUUCGACCCGGCGACCAUUAUCACUUGCACGGUUGCGAAUGUCGUGUGUGCCCUUUGCUUUGGCAAGAGGUAUGACUACAAUGACCAAGAAUUUCUGAGUGUGCUUAAGCUAAACGAUGACCUUCUGAAAGCCACCAGUGUCUUCAAUCCGGCCGAUUUCAUACCGUAUCUUCGCUACCUUCCGCUCCCUGCUGCAAAGGCUGCUUGCGAGUUUUACGGGAAUUUUAAUAAGUUUGUUGCAUGCCGUGUAGAAGAUCACUAUACCACAUACGACAAGAACCAUCUCAGAGACAUCACGGAUGCUCUGAUUAAUGUCAGCAAUGAAAGAAGAGCUGAUGGGAAAACUGCAGCCAUAUCUAAUGAUAAAAUCAUAAUUACUGUCAAUGAUAUUUUUGGAGCUGGUUUUGGUACCAUGUCAUCAUGUUUGGAAUGGGUAUUCCUGUACUUGAUAAGCAACCCAGACAUUCAAACUAAAAUUCAAGAGGAAAUUGAUGGAAAGCUUGGACAAAAGCCACCAAGGUUUGGGGAUCGAAAAGAUCUGCAUUAUACAGAAGCUUUCAUUAAUGAAGUUUUUAGGCACAGUUCCUUCAUUCCAUUUACUAUUCCUCACUGUACCAUCAAAGGUGUCCAUCUCAAUGGCUACUACAUUCCACCAAACACUUGUAUUUACAUUAAUAUGUAUCAAGUAAAUCAUGAUGAGUCCUUGUGGGCCGACCCUUACUUGUUUAAACCAGAGAGAUUUCUGAAUGAAAAUGGGGAACUCAGUAAGACCUUGACAGAGAAGGUUUUGAUCUUUGGAAUGGGGAUACGAAAAUGUCUGGGAGAAGAAGUGGCCCGCAAUGAGAUCUUUGUUAUCCUUACUACCAUCUUGCAACAGCUGAGGUUGGAGAAAUCUCCUGAAGAGCAGCUGGAUCUAACCCCAAUGUAUGGGCUCUCUAUGAAACCCAAACCGUAUCGAAUUCAGGUUGUUAUGCGCACUUGAAAAAACACUUAAGGAGAAAACAAGUUUGCUAGGACACAAAACAAAACAGCGCAGCCAUGCAGUGUUAUAUAAUGCACAGCAACCUUCCCAAGCUGUUGCCACACAAUCAUUUUGGAAUUCAGUUCCCAUCUGCCCCAGGCAGCAUGGCUGAUGGGCAGUGAUGCUGGGAGUUGCAGUCCAAAACAUAUGGAAGGCACCAGGUUGGAUCUCUGUGGGACAUUUGCUGUGAUGACCAUGCUGUUUUAUGGGUUUCGUUGUCCAGCCUGUAGGGAUUCUGAGAACAUAAUGCUAAUGGAGCGGCUUUUAUAUAAGUUUAAUGAAGGAAGGAAGGAUUAGCUGGAUAGUUUGGCUUGAAUCCUGACCUGCUGUUGCUUGUGUACCUGUAUGUUUUUCCAUAUAGGGCAAAUAAAUUUUGCAAGGAGGCAAUUCAGAUUGGGGCAAGCAUUAAUACCCCUGGCCCAGCACCAUGUCUCUGACCCUGCCUGCAUAGGGGAGCAACUUGUAAUGUUCAGAAAGACCUCCUGAUGCCACAUCUCAGCUGGCCCUCAGGGACAGCAUCACCUGUUCUGCUGGAGGUUGCUUUGUUCUCCAGCCCUCUUUUGAAGUUAUGUUGGCAAGAUGAAGUUGUAUACAUAUAUUACCUUGGUGGAGCACCCUCUUUCUCUUUUCCCUGCUCCACAUCCCAGAAUACAAUUUGGUAGGAAAAGAAGCAGGCACAUAGUAUUGAUGAUGGUAUUGUCUAUCCACACACAAGAGGAUGUGAACUGAGUAAAAAAGUUGGGUGGAGGAUGAGAGAGAGAGCGAGAGCGAGAGCGAGCGCUGAGGUAUGAAAAGGUGAAGAAAUAGGCAUACUGAAAUACCUUAAAUUAAUCUUAAAAUAUCAGUAUGCAGUUGUGUAAAGGUAGGCAGGAUGUUUGACCCCAUAAUUCUCCUGGUUCUCGCACAUUUUCAUUCCCUGCUGUAGUCAAUAGAUCAUGGAUAUACGGAGAAGGAUUUCCUCAUAACAAUCCCUAACAUUUCUGUGCGCCAAAAUGGCAAUGUGGGAAAUUAUUUUCAUGGAAUAUUGUAUCUUUCAACUGUCAAUCAGUAGUUAAAACUUGAUAGUUAAAACUGUCAAUAAAAUAUUUCAGAUGA